GGUUCCUCCGGUCUGGACGUGUCCUCCAUUGCCGAAGCACCUCUCUUCUUCCUCUCCAAUUUCAUAGUUUCUCAAACAAGGAUUUUCAAAGCCUCCAAUCCUUUUAUUUUCUUCUAAUGGAUUUGCAGCCGAGCGAUUUCGAUCGGUUACUUUUCUUCGAGCACGCUCGGAAGAAUGCCGAAGCUACAUACGCCAAGAAUCCCCUCGAUGCCGAUAAUUUGACAAGAUGGGCAGGAGCUUUGUUAGAGCUAUCUCAGUUUCAAAGCGUUAUAGAAUCAAAGAAGAUGAUUCUAGAUUCAAUAGCAAAGCUGGAGGAGGCACUAUUGAUUAACCCCAAGAAGCAUGAUGCUCUUUGGUGCUUAGGAAAUGCUUAUACUUCCCAUGCCUUUUUGAAUCCGAACCAGGAUGAGGCAAAGAGUUAUUUUGAUAAGGCGUCGGUAUACUUCAAGCAAGCUGUGGACGAGGAUCCUGGAAAUGAACUUUAUCUAAAAUCUUUGGAGGUGACUGCAAAGGCCCCAGAAUUGUAUGCAGAAAUUCAUAAGCAUGGGUUUGUUCAACAGACGACUGGAACAGCUGAACCCUCUGCUUCGUCUAGUACUAAGACAUCAAAGGAAACGAAGAGCAGUGAUCUGAAGUAUGACAUAUUUGGAUGGGUAAUACUUGUUGUUGGUAUAGUUGCAUGGGCGGGGUUUGCGAAAUCUCACAUCCCGCCCACACCACCACCUCGAUAAGUCGUCGUGCUAGACGUUUGGAAGUUCGAGAUUUAGAGAUGAUAUUCAUAGAGAUGAGAACUACAUAUCGAUCAUCGGUUCUUUUCUUGUUCUCGUUUUCUUCUUGUUAAUUCUUAUUAUUAUCGAUUUCAUUGAAACUUGAGUCGUUUUUGUUUCUGGUUUUUCUGGGUAUGACUGAUAAAUAAGCUGGGAUUGAAUCCUGGUUAGAGGGGUUUUGUUGGGAAUGUUGCUGCUCAUUGUUCGUCAAAUAUUUGGUGAUGAUUGGUAGGGUAGAAAGGAAUUGGUCAUUAAUUUUAUUUUGCAGCACAUUGAGGGGGGUUGCCAUUUAGUUCA
Molecule: messenger RNA, 1064 nt
Organism: Cucurbita maxima (winter squash)
Lineage: Eukaryota; Viridiplantae; Streptophyta; Magnoliopsida; Cucurbitales; Cucurbitaceae
Product: mitochondrial import receptor subunit TOM20-like
Exons: 6
Coding region: 117-731 (204 amino acids)
Biological process (GO): protein insertion into mitochondrial outer membrane
Cellular component (GO): mitochondrial outer membrane translocase complex
Molecular function (GO): protein binding
Source: RefSeq, a predicted model, not a curated record